Molecule: messenger RNA, 3024 nt
Organism: Babesia bigemina
Lineage: Eukaryota; Apicomplexa; Aconoidasida; Piroplasmida; Babesiidae
Exons: 1
Coding region: 1-3024 (1007 amino acids)
Biological process (GO): endoplasmic reticulum to Golgi vesicle-mediated transport; endoplasmic reticulum organization; intracellular protein transport
Cellular component (GO): COPII vesicle coat; endoplasmic reticulum exit site
Molecular function (GO): protein binding; structural molecule activity
Source: RefSeq, a predicted model, not a curated record
AUGAAGGGCCUCGGUGUCUUCUCACCGUUCGCCGCCACUUCGCGCUGCAUCCUCUGCGCCCCAGGCUACGAUGAUGCGUGCGGUGGCGGGAGUCCGCGGCCUGACGCGAACCAGAGCUCCCUAUCUCUGAUUGGUUUCGAGAUCAAGGAACGCGCAGAGCGGCCCAACAGCACAUUCGAUUUAUCUUUCGACGCCAACAACAACUUCAGUGGCUUCGGGAAUGAGGUCUCUUUCGCUGGUGCCAUCAACGAAUUUGGAACCUACGACGGCGCACGCUACGGUGCGGGCAUCGCCGACUUCACGACAUACCACAAAGCGGACGUCGAAGGCCUUGAUGACAAAGUGGCGUCACUGGUGUGGAUGCAGUGCUCGGGAGACAACGGCAUUGUGGGUAUUGGUAGCACAUCCGGCGACCUGUUCCUCCUGGAUGGCACUACGAUUGUGGAGGGUGAUGCGCCACGUGUUGUGUCCAAGACACGCGCUUGCAACACACCACUUAAACGUCUGAGCUACAAUGCCAAGACCAACAUGUUGGGUAUCGCUGGAGUGGAUGGCCAGAUCUCAGUCUGCGACCUCGCGAACUCGGUGGAGCCAAAGGUGCUUGAUGUGAGCUAUGGAAAGUGGCACGUCGGGCUCGUAACGGGGCUUAGCUGGAAUAAGAGGCUAGGCCACAUCCUUGCCACUUCGGGGGCCUCUGUAGGCGCCUCGGGUUCCAUGUCUCCUUCGGACUCGAGUGGCCUUGUGGUUUGGGAUCUUAAGGCGCGCAAGCCUGCUUCCAGCUUCCGCGAUCCGUCUGGUCGUAUGCAGCCGAUUGCCGUCGAAUGGAUGUCCGAGCACAUGACUCAGUUGAUCGUCGGGUAUGGUGACGACAAAUCCCCGGCGAUACAACUCUGGGACCUGCGUAACUGCACCGUUCCUUUGAAGGAGGUUCGGGGCCACACCAUGGGACUCACAAGUCUUUCCAUAUGUCCCCAUGACCCGAAUUUGCUGCUUACUAGUGGCAGGGAUGACCACACGUGCUGCUGGACUUUGGACUCUGUACAUGGUCCCUUCCAUCCGCUAGGAAACAUGCAGACUGGCGCCCUGAGCCACCACAGGCGCAUUCAGUGGCACCCGACGGCACCGGGCUUCUUCCUUGCCCAGGAUACUGACGACGAGCUUUCAGUGCACAGCGCUAUGUCCAUGUCGCUGACUGAAUCAUACAUGCCUGCCUGGAUUCGGCGUACCUGCGGUGUCAUAUCGGGCUUCGCGUCUUCAGUUACGACUUGGACUUCUGCCGGUGCUGUAAAUCAGUACAAACUCGGCAUGGAGUUGGAUGACGACACCGCUAGGGCCCUGGAUGACUCCCUCGAGUUGUUCUGUGAGCUGGCUAACACGAAUAAUUUCGAGGCUAUCUGCAGGGACCGCGCGGCCACUGUCACCGACGAGUUUGAUAAGCUAACUUGGGAGGUCAUGGGCGCCUUGCACAGUGGUGAAGCUGCGGCACUCGUUAACACCCUAGGUUACAAACUCGUGGAGCCCAAAGACGAGGCAGUAACUCAGGACUACGUGGAUGAGCAAAACGAUGCACCGCAGCCCCAAACGGAAGGCCAGCUUGAUGGUUUCGGGAACGAGCCCUUGAAUGAGGAGGAUGGUGAGGCCUUUUUCAGCUCCUUGGCAAACAAAGAGGCUUCCUUGGCUGACGAUCCGUUGGUGCAAUCCCCCGUCGGUGAUGUGCAUGAGUCUGAGCCGCCCAUGUCCGAUGAAGCACCUUUGACACAGACAGCCAAUUACCUCUCCUGGGGCGAAGACGCGUUAUGCUCGCGUGUGAUUGUGGGUGACUACGAAGGUGCCGCGCAACUGUGCCUAGACAAAGGCAAGCUGACGGAGGCUCUGUUCCUGGCGUACGCCGGAGGCCUGGAUUUGUGGCUCAAGGUAUCCGAUAUCAUAACCGAAAAGGCACAGGAUCCCCUGUUGCGCGCACUGCACCUGGUGAUGAAAGGUGAUGUGAAAGCAAUGGUGGCCCAAUGUCCUCUUGACAAAUGGCGCGAGGUGUUGGUUUACGUCAUUACGAAUAUGAUGGGUGACCGAGACGCAUACAGAGACCUGUGCAAUGUGCUUGGGCAUAGGCUCUACGAAUCUUUCAAGGAAGGCAACCAUAAACACCUUCUGCCUGCAUCCAUCAUGUUCAUGUGCAGCGGCGACGUUUCACGCGUUAUCGACUGCUGGAAGCACCUCGAGACCGGAAAGAACAACAUAGAAUUGGUUGCCAAGAGCGCCGUCAGGGCGGCUGCGCUAUGGAUCUCCGUGGCUGACGACAUUUCCAAGGAUCAUUUAGGCCGUAGUGCAACCAUGCUUGCUGAGGCUUUUGUUGAGUGCGGUGAAGUCGACAAAGCCGUUAAGUGCCUUUCCUUGCCAUUCGUGGCCCGUGACCAGUAUGCAAUGGAACUUCUAAGUCGCAUCAGGGGCACAGGUCAUUCUGUUGAUUUCAUGGAACCAAAGACUCAGCGUCGUGAGGCUGCACCAGUGGCCCCGACUCAGACACAAGUUCCAGCGAAGACUGCGGUGCGCGGCCCCGCGGAAUACGGAACCGCGCCAGCUGCCGUUGCAAACGCUGUCUACCCAGGAAUGCCCGUGCCCUGGCCUCUGCCGACAGCAACUCAGCAAAAGGGGUCCAGCACACGCAGCACCGAAGAUGCGAACCGCCGCAUCAUCGCCACUUCGGCUGCCGUGAAACCUCAAGGUGAACGCAUGCCGUCCGCCGAUCUCCAGUUUGUUACUACGGUGCUGGGCAAUUUAAUUGCGCAAGGAGAUACUUCCAGGGCUGCGGAGGAUAAUCGCCGUCGCGUCGCAGACUUGAUGACUUCGCUGUCGAAUGGAGAGCAAUCCGCUGAAGCCAACGGCCUCAUCUUAAAUAUGUGUCGUGCAAUCCAUGCGGGAGAUCGCAUUAACGCGAACAUCAUACUUUCAACUAUUAGCACCAAGCUCUGGAGCACAGCAAACAAAAAUUGGAUCAUGUGUCUGAAGCGCAUUGUUCCGAAGUAA